This is a messenger RNA of Didymodactylos carnosus, 864 nucleotides long. The record is from the annotation of a GenBank genome assembly. NCBI's taxonomy places the organism in Eukaryota, Metazoa, Rotifera, Eurotatoria, Philodinida, Philodinidae.
AUGAUGGACAGAUAUUCAAUGCCAACCGCUGUAACAAAACUAAAUGACAGGGACAACGAUACGUUGGAGAAGAAACCAUUUAAACACAGUGAUUGGUACAAUGAGGGCGAACAGCAAACGCAAUCUGAUAUUAUGAGAAUUAUCUGUCUGGGACGAACUGGAGCUGGAAAAAGUUCACUUGGUAAUACAUUAUUGGGACAAAAAUGGUUUAAAUCGAAGCAAUCAACAAAAUCUGUAACGGAAAAAUGUGCUGUUGGUAAUCGCCUUUUCAAAGGUAUUCAGAUGAGUGUUGUUGAUACUCCGGGAUUGUUCGAUAAUAAAUUGUCACAAUCGGAAUGUCACAAAGAGAUCGCUCGUUGUAUUCAAACAGUCGUUCCCGGACCGCAUGCCUUUCUUAUUGUUAUUCGUUGUGAUACACGGUUUACGCCAGAAGAAAAAGCUUGUAUAAUAUGGAUCAAGGAAAAAUUUGGCGAAAAAGCUCUUGACUAUUGUAUUGUUGUUAUGACACAUCUGGAUUCGGUUGAAAAAGAUGAUCAGACAAUUGAGCAAUUUAUUAAGGAUGGCGAUGAGGAAAUAAAAGAACUAAUAACUAAGUGUGGCGGACGUUAUUGUGCGGUAAACAAUGAUGCAUCGGCUGAAGAGAAAGACAUUGUACUUAUCAAAUUAUUACAAAUAAUUUCGAUAAUGAUUAAAGCAAAUGAUGGUAAAGUAUUCACGAAUGAGAUGAUAAGACGGUUGACAAAAGCUCUUCGACGAAAUAAGGAAGCCCAUGGAGAAUAUAAAAUGAUUGAACCAGAUGGAACUAUAAAUCCGCUGCCUGAAGUUGAAGAAGAAGUAGCGGAAUAUUAUCAAAAUCAUCACUGA